AUGAUACCCGAGGGUCUGUCUGCUUUCACACUAGCGCUUAAUUUCGCGAGUAAUGUUUAUGAAAGACGACCAUUUUACGCCAGUACGUCAACUCUUUAGAUGUAUUAUCUGGUAGAGUUAUAUAGGACAAUUCCAUCCGUUCUCUUGAUUUACGGUAUCGGCGUUUUCAUAGAAAAGCUGAUGUUAAAACGCAAGCGAACAAGACUUCUGGCAAUCGAACACUACAAAUCUAUGUUUCCCGAGCGUGUUCCACAACACGGUAGGUUAUUUUGUUAGUAUCGCGAAAUACUUGUUGUUUGACAAACCUCGAGCUCCAGGUUUAAGAGUAGAGGCCGAGGCUCUAGUCUAGGUUCGUAUUUACUGGCCAUUAGAGCGGAUUCACUUGCAUUGGUGGCAAAGUGUUUGGUGAUUCGUAUUUCCUUCACAGAGGUGCUAAGACUGCCCGCUGGCGUCCAUUUGUACUCGUGCGCUUUAGCUGUCUAGGCUUAUUCUUACUUUUUCUACAAUCAACCCUCCAAUAGGUAACAUAUCCUUAUCCCUGUUUCUCACGAGCAAAUUGACCGUAAGUUACGCCUUUUGAGGCCACUUAAAACCAAUACACGAGGAGGAUGAAAAGAACGAAGAGCUCCUUGGCGAGUUCACGUGGUGAACUGCAUUUGCACUGACGUUUUGGACGUUUUCAGUUUCUAUUAGCAAAGUUGUGAAGUGACUCUGCUGGUCUUGUCUGUCUUGUUUUGUAACCGCGUCUGACACCUCUGUUCACAAAUGUUUAGCUUCGACCUUUCCCUGGCUGACCGCUGUAAUGGUUAGCUAUGAAAUAAGCAGUCUUUCGGGUCUGGCAAACGAACGAUCGCGGAAUACCAGUAGCAAUACUUCUGGGCGCAGUUGGUUAAGGUCUGGCACACCGUCUGUCUUCGAAAAUGCCGCAAAGCCCGGUAACGACACUGUGACAUGACGACUGUGAAGCGCCAUUGAAUUAGUGCUUACCACCUCCGCCUUGUGGUUAGGUUCUUGAUUCAAAACGCUAGAGGAGAAAAUCUCGAACACACAGUCCGAGCGGCAAUUAGGAACCCGCCAGCUCUCAAAAUCCUCAGGAAACCUCGUGGGAAUAUCCGACUAAAAUAUUACAAUCCAUGCUACGGCGUCCGCGGAGAUCGACGUGCUCCGCAAACUUGAUCUGGUGGUGCGAACGAACAGUAUGCGAGCUGAACUACUCAAUCGUUAACGGACUCUUGAUAAUGGAUGCUGGGAUGUGCGAAAGUUCGUGUACCUCGGCGCGCAGUCUUCACUACAGCGUGGAUGCCUGCUGCCUGUCUGUAGUCCGAAUCCUUGACUCAAGCCCUCUGGAAAUAAAGACCCCGGCAGUCAACUUCAGCAUUACCCUGUACUACAACGGUCCACUCGACUCUUUUGGUAGACACGAUGUGGCAAUCGCCUCACAACAAGCCAAACGCGCUCAAAUUGUGUGGAAACCUGUCAAUGACCAGAUAGCUUACGUGCUACUGAAGAAUCACUUUACGACAUCUAUCGCUCCCAUGUACGCACCAACAUUCUCUGCAGUACAGCGCUGUAAAGAGACCUACUCGAACCUGUAAUACUUAGUUGGGAGACCUCUGCUGCGAUCUGCUGCUUGUUGCAGGGGACCAUAAUGGUCGUACUGGACUCAGCGACAGUCACUGACUGUUUUGGACUUGGCUUUCGAUGCGACAUCGAUAAGAGGGUACUGAACUUUUGCCAGAACCAACGCAUGCUUCCAGCAUCGUCACAAGCAUUAGUUGACACGACAUUCAAAUGGCGGCCCUACGGCCGGUCAGCUCGACGACAUUCUACCUGGUUUAGGGUUCUGCAGCUGGGUUUACGGUAGCAGAUCGAUGCAUGUUGCGGAAACUGGUAACGCCUAUGGAUCGGACCAUGUUCUCAUACGCACACGCCUGAAAAUUAAUUUCUCGUCCUCACCCAAGAUGUCGCAUGCAAGACGCUUCAUUGUCGCAAAACUGACAACUUAGCACCGCUGAGGCUCUGAACACAGAAAUUCGACCCCGUUUUACGGCCCAAACCGACGGAAAAGGCGGUAGCUAAUGGUCAUCACUGAAGCUACCAGCCUAUGGGGCAACUGAGGAUCUACCCAGUGACGCUGCAAUGACUGCGUCAGCGGCUCAAAUCAGCUCCCACAACGAUAAUUUGUUCGGUUAACUCCGGAAAUUGACGGCAAAAUCGUCCAAGGGUGUCUGCAGAACUAUUGGGACAGCGACCUUCAUGGAGCAGACCUCAUACGCUGGAGACACUCGAGAACCCUACCAACUUAUUUACCAAGUUACUGGUAAACUCUCUUGACUGAGUGACCCUGUUAGCAAUGUGAAUGGUGACUUUAUUACUGGCAACUCGGCCAAGGUCGAUCGCUGGCUUAAGCACUUCAAGCUUUCUCUCGACCUCAAUGAUCAACCCACCAUAGCUUCGCUCUCCUCUGCAGCAGAGUUUCAUCCCUCGCAAAUCCAUGCAUUUUUGUGCGACCCUUUUUCGGAGGAAGAAUUUGCCGGUGUAAUACAAGGACUAAACAACAGCAAGGCACCCUGAGAAAGCGACAUUCUUGCUGAAAUUUGCAAGUUUUGUAUCGACACUCUGGCAUCUGUCUCCAUAAGGUGGUUGAGCAGGCUUGGGAAGAUCCAUUUUCUCCGAUGACUGGGCUCAGGCAUCCUAGUGCUUGCCUUUAAGAAGGGAGAUAAGACAUGGUGUGGGAACUACCGCGUUACGAACCACAUCAAAUUUACUGCGGUCUUCGCCAAUGUCCUUCUCAGACGAUUUCGGACUGUACGUGACUAGGAUGAGCCCAAUCAAACCGGAUUCCGAGCUAGGUGUGAAUGACUGGACCAGAUAUUUACAUUGAGGUGCCUUCUGGAAUUCAGCCAUGGCUACCAACAACUGAUGACCGCCUGCCUUGUUGAAAUCGCCGCAGCGUUCGAUUCCGUCCAUUGAGUCCCUGUGGCAGGUAAUGGAACUAGAUGGUGUGCCGACAGAAAUCAUCGCCAUGGUCAAGACCUACUAUCUCCUCACUACUGGGCGAGUUCUAGUCCACAAAAAUAUACUCCAACCGUUCGAGAUCCGGUCUGGUGUUCGACCGACUUGCAUCCUGUCACCCAUUCUAUUCACUAAGCUGUUGACUUGAUUAUCGGAAGGGUCCGACAAGGUUUUGAUAGUGUUGAGUAUGCUCUCGGAUGUCGGAUGACUGAUCUCAACUACGCUGACGAUAUCGCUCUGCUAACCCCGAGCUUUAGUGAUCUGCAAUCUGUAAUGUCGCAGGUGAAUGAAGUCCCGAAAUCCCUUAGCUCAUCCGUAAGCUCUGAAAAACCAAAGUGUUUUCAGGCCGCAUCCCUGGUCGGGAAAAGGCGCCCCUCAGGAUUAAUUAGCUGACAACUUUAAAAAACAGACAGUUUUAAGCACCUUGGACGAAACCUCUACUGAAUCAACAAAGGGCGAGAUUGUCUCCCGAAUCGAUGCUACUCGCAGGGUUUUGUCAAUCUCUAGAAAGCGCUUAUGGAUCCCGCACGACAUUUUUAUCGCCGCGAAGAUUCGCAUGUACCGUACAUCCGCCCGCUCAGUCCUCCUAUACGGCUCCGAAUGCUGGGCUAGAUCGGAUAUGAUGACAGCCGUACCAAGUAGGCACUGGACCAUUAACGGACUCGCGUGGCCUCUGUUCCCUUCGCGGCUGUCGUAUUUGUCACCGAAUUCGUGCGCCUGUUGACCCUGCUGUCCUACUCACUCGCAUGACGAUCAUCAGCACCGCGUCAGCAGCCACUUCAGACGAAGGCUAGGCCGUCGGUGUUCCAAUUUUUGCUCGUGAACCCGACCUUGGAAGAGGAAGAAAGUCCUGGGGCACGGCGGAGCCAGCCUUGGAAGGCUGCUAUUUGGUGAGAUAUGUCGGCCUUUCUCAGGAGUGAGCGUCAGGCUACACAAAGACGUGGUGGGAGAGGGUGUAGCACCGUCUUAGUGUACGUUAGGCAGUCCAUAGAACCUUAGCCAGGCCGGUCUGUCUUUAUCAUUGGACGGCUCUUCUGUGAUACGGCGGGUGUUGUCUUGAUCUGCGUCGCCAGCUUCUUCGUUGGGUCAGCAUCGCACCUGAAGAAUUUCUGACGGUCCUCGACAGGACCCUGACAGUACUACAAUACUCUUAUCAGCCUGUAGCGUCCUGAGGACAUCCUGCUGCGAUUUUGAAUCCUUUUGAAGGUUUUCAUUGGCUUAGGGUACAAGAUGAAUCCCCACUUUAGUUAGCUCCUAUUGGAAUUUGCUGGAAUAGGAGUUACGAAAAACUUGGUCACACUAGACGACGACCUUAUUGGGUGCAGGUUGAUUCAACUUCUGCCAUUCGUCAAUGCAGUUACCUCCACCAAUUUUGUAAAUAUUACACCCGUUCCUAACGAAUGACACUCAUCUGCGUUGGCCUUUCGCCUUUGGCGAAGACGCUAAUAAAUGCUUACGCAUUUCAGUCCUCGGGAUUAUUCUGGCAUAUUUUCCUUCUCUUUUUUAGUGGAGACUCUGUACGCUGACGUUAUUCAACCAUGGACACCCAAGCGAUGA
Spirometra erinaceieuropaei is the source of this 4572-nucleotide messenger RNA. Lineage: Eukaryota; Metazoa; Platyhelminthes; Cestoda; Diphyllobothriidea; Diphyllobothriidae. The record is from the annotation of a GenBank genome assembly.